This is a messenger RNA of Prorocentrum cordatum, 4374 nucleotides long. NCBI's taxonomy places the organism in Eukaryota, Dinophyceae, Prorocentrales, Prorocentraceae. The record is from the annotation of a GenBank genome assembly.
AUGGCGACGGCGGCGGCCGCCAAGGGGCGCAUCUUCCUGGACCAGCUCGGCGAGGGGGACUACCAGCUGACCGAUGUCGUCCUCCAGCAGCGCGUGACGCUCCCGCCUGGGGACUACACGGUGGUCGACCAGGAUCCCGAGGGCCUCGAUGUGGUCUUGGCUUGCGUGUACCCUGACGGCGAGAGUAACGUUUUGGAUGCGGAGUCGGCCUUCAGCAUCUCGUUGUUCGAGGCGGACGCCACGAAGGAGCUGUUCGUGAUUGACGAGGCUGUCGGACCGUCUUCGCUGAAGUCGUUCUGGGAUGUGCAGGCGAAGCACAGGAGCGGCUGCGUGGAUGUGCAGAUCAACGGGGGCGCCUCGUUCACCUUCGACUGCUUCGUCUUCCAGAUGCCUCGUCCUGGGAAGCAGCGCCUCUUCUGGAGCAUGCACUCGAUCUAUGACUUCUUGAAGAUGGACGCAUUUAAGGGUACGCCUUCGAAGUGGGCUUUUCGCAGCUGCGAGCGUUGGGAGAGGAGGUUCCCGAUAGAAGGUGGCGGCCAGAUCGUGUACGGCAACUACGUCUCCUCACACACGGUCAAGCGACAGCAGCUCCCGUUCCCCGCCAAGUGUUUGCAGGUGACGUCGGUGAGUACUUUCGGUAUUCUCUUCCAGAUGGCCAAGUGGGCUUGGAGUGCUUCGCAUUACGGCGGCUUCGACAUGAAGAGGGAGGUCUCCGCCGAGCAGGUCAAGGCAGCGCAGGGUUUCAUGGUGAGCGUGGUUCAGACCGUGCGCAUGCACCGCAGGAGUUGGUCUUUCCCGAUCUUCUUGGACAUCAAGUGGUCAAGCAAGUGGCCUCGCCCCCAGCCUGCCUACCUGGACGACUGCGCGACUUUCAGAGUCGACGAUGAGAUGACGAUUGACCUCCAGGCUUUCUGCUCGAGGGCUCAGACUGCAUGGAGCGACACUUUCAUUCACAAGGUGUGGAGUAUGUGCUUGGCUGGACGGUGCUCUCGCGAGAACUUCUACAAGCUGCCGAUGCUGGAUCUUAUCAUGCUGACCGCUCGGCAGUCCUCCCCCGUGGCUGAGUGCUUGCUCGCACAGGUCUGCUUGGCACUGUCGCACCAGCUCCAGCUGGUCAUGGCUGCCGAUAACAACGGGGGCCACCCCGUCAAGCGCGACGUCGAGUUCAACUUCGACGACCCCUCCGAGGGCUUCGGCGUCGGCGAGGACGUCGACCACGCGUUGGCCAAGUACGUCACCAACGCUGCCCAGCAGAUCGGCAAGCCGCGCUGCGUCUCGGUCGCGACGGACAAGGCCUCGGUGGGGAACCUGCCGCUGCAGGUUACUGUCCUGACGCUCCCCUCCAACUUGGCGGUGCUGAUGCCUCCUCAGGUGGCUUUGGGGGUCUUCGAAGACCUCGUGGAUCGGCAAUUCGACGACGAGCUACACGAGGAUCUCUCCUUCAAGCGGAAGCCCGAGGAUGCCGUGGUCACGACGGCGAGCGUGAUGGAUCGGCAGAUGGCCUGGCUCACGCGCGGUGCCCCAGGCGCUAGGCCUGGUGCGUGGCGCCCAGUGAAGCUCCACAGGGUCGCCAGCAGGCGCUGGCUCCAGAACUUGGACAACCAGCUGAACGUGUCCUCCGACUUGCAGGGCCUGAAGGAGUUCAGGCUGGACGACUUGGAGAAAGCUCCGAACUGGAAGAACUGGCGCUGCCUGUCCGUGUCCCUCGACCUCGGUAGCGACGGCGUCUGUGCGACGAACGCCUUGACCUACUUCGAGGAGCUGAAGAUCAAUAUCAUGAGGUUCCCCGACCCGUCGCACGGGGCGAACCGCAGCGUCGACCACGCGCUCGCCAAGUCCCAGUUGCGGGGCAUGUGGAUGCUGAUGAUGAUCUCGUGGAACUUGCCCCAUGGCCCAGACCAGGAUGACCUUCGCCACCUUCAGCUGCGUGAAGCCAUGAACUACUGCUUCACCAGGCUCACGCCUGCCACUUGCCCUUUGUUCCAGGAGCUGGCCCCCUAUAUGAUCCAGGACCUGUCUCGCCUGGGCGAGCAUCUCACAGGAGUGGAUUCGCCAGAGGUUGAGCUUUGGGAGUACUUGAAGAAGCGCGUCUGGUUGAGCUCCCCUGGGGAGCGCUGCAACACGAACAGGUUCAUGUCGGCCGUCUCCGCGGCCAAGAAGAACGUGCCGUCCUGGCACAUUGACCUCUUCGAGCGCCUUUUCCUGUGCCUGGAGAUGGACUUCUGCAGGGGUAAAAAGUUUUUGGAGCACGUGGUCAAGGUGAAGACUGGCAAGCAGGAGGAGGCGGGCGAGAGCGCUCCGACGGCCGCGAGCGCCAUCACCAUGGAGGCCAAGACUUUGAGGGGUUGCGCUGCAAACGCCGUCGCAAUCUCAGCCCUGAUGUUGAGCGACCCCAUGAACAGGAAGAUCUGUCUCGCAGUUACUGCGCUCUCGGUGCCUGUACGCAACUGGCACAUCCACCAGAACAGGAUGCUUCGGUCUGCUGCCGCUUCUCCCGACUGGGUCGUGGAGCAGCUCAGGAAAGAUAACUUCGAGCACAUGUUCCAGAUCGCCGCCUGCUUCCACAGCCGCUGUCUUCUUGAGGACCUUGGGUUCUCUUGCCUCGACGGUGCUGGGGCCCUUACCACUGAGGGCCAGAUGCUGGACGAUGACUACGUCGCAGGUAUCUCUUUUGACUUCGGCUGGAAUCUGAUCUCAGCUCGCAUCCGCAGGAACCUAUACAUGUACGGGUGGCCUUACAAGCUCAUCUUGAUGACGUGCGACGGCGAGCCUGCCCGUGCUGUGGUUCGGGAGUUCGAGCAAGAUAAGCGCAUCUUCGACCUUCUGGAGGCUGCUGACAAGGGCUCUGCAAUGGAGCAGGUCUACGUCCGCAGCGAGUUCCGCAAGGUGGCGACGAUUCAGUUCGUGAAGGCCUUUGAGGAGCUCGGAUAUGGUCCCCACCCAGAGAUCAUCAAGCUCAUCAAGGAUCGCGUCUCAGGUCUCAUUAGCACUCAGAUCUGCGAGGACUGCAUCGGCCAGGCGAAAAACAGCAAGCAGAUCAUUGGCAACAGGAAGUACAGGCGCCCCGAAGCCAGCAUGGGGACGAUGCUGAAGAACAAGGUGCUCGACGUCAUCCACAAGUUCAAGAGCGCAGUCAUGAUGAUGCCCUUGGCGUCGAAGGGCCUUCGCCUUCCAGACUCGGCCUUCCGCUCCACCAAGGCCAACGCGACCAUGGAGUUUACGAAGAUCGUCUCCACUCGCCAGGAUGCCCCGUACUAUUCGCCAGGGCACAUCGGCAUCAAUCAGCCCGUCGCUGACCUGGCCAUGCUUCUCCAGAUCUACAAGGAGAACCCAGCGGCUCCAGACUUCAACAAGGUUUCCAAGACCUGGAUGUCGAGCUUCGCGCAGGUCAGCCACAAGCUCGCGGUGAACCUCCCUAACGACGGCUGGUGCUUGGCGCUUGACUUUUUCCAGAACAGCUGUGCCUUCUUCUGGCCCCUGGAGGCCACGGAGAUGCCGAACGGCGACCUGCUGUUCACACCAGAGAACUCGACCCGCGGCCCGACCCUUCGGUCUCUGUUCAACCUCGACGUCGAGGCUUGCACCGUCGUCGUGAAGUCGUGGUCGCGCCAGUGCAGCGACUACCCUGAGGCGUGCGUCGGGAUGAACGCGCUGCGCCCCGCGAUCCGCAUCUUCAAGGAUGGGCCCGCGGAGAGCCUCUACAAGGUGGCUGCUCGGAAGGCGUUUUGGGCACUCCCGAAGACCGUCCUUCAGCAUGUCGCCUCUGACAUGAAGGUCGAUGUACCCGCUGGGGCGAAGUUGGUCGACGUCGUCUUCGCCCUCGUCUGCCACGCGCUGGGGGUCACUGAGAUGCAGGCUAUCCAGAUCGUCGCCAACCGCCACGUCGUCAAUGAUAUCCAGGCGUCCUUCUUCCCUGCGCUGCUGGAGGUCGAUGAGGCGAUCCAGUGCCUGCACUACGACGACCACGAGGAGUUCAAGACCCUGGAGAAGAAAGCAGUCACCAUCACCGAGGAAAGGAAUAUCUUCACCGCCGACUUCAAGGAGAAGGCCGAGGCCGUUCGCGCAGCUGCGCCAAAGGCGAAAGCGAAGGCCAAGGGCAAAGCGGGCGACAAGAAGCCGCCUGUGAAGAGGGAUUUCCCGACUGCGUUGACCCAGGCCCAGGCGAAGACAUAUUUGCCACCAGGUGCUUCGAUCUGGCGCGCGGUCGCCAAUUUCGCGUGGGCUGGCCACUACCCUCCCUACUCGCGGAUCUCCGCUCCGUGGAGCAUGGGGGAGCCUGAGGCCAUGAAGGACGUCAUCCGCCGCUUGUGGAUCUUGCAUUUGACUUUUACUGGUCAGCCUGAGUCUGCGUGCCCGUACAACAACUUGCUCUAG